AUGGCGCUCUGUGAGGAAGAGCAGCGCCGCGCCAUGGCGGAGGCGGCGCUCAGGGAGGAGCAGCAGCGCAGUGCCGCUCGCAAUCGCGAGCGGCAGGACGCGCUUAUGAAGUUAGCGAGCACACAGGUGCUUUUCAAUGAACGGGGGCAGGAGAUUUUCCGAGCGCAAGCGCAAAUUGUGUGUUUGGAACGGAAAAACAAGAUCCUCGCGGACGAGAAGAACGAUUUCAGCAGACAGCUUUCUACAGAACUCAUCUACUGCGCCUCUCUCAAGGCAGAUCUGAAGUCCAGCCAGGAUGAAGCCAUGCUCGAGCAGAAUGCGCUGAAGAAUGAAGUCCAGCGGCUUAAUGCAGGCUGGGUGGAGGAGAAGGCUCGAUCCAUCGCGCUCCAGGCAGCCACUCCAGUAAG
Molecule: messenger RNA, 407 nt
Organism: Symbiodinium pilosum
Lineage: Eukaryota; Dinophyceae; Suessiales; Symbiodiniaceae
Source: the annotation of a GenBank genome assembly